AUGCCUGUCUCCUCUACUCUUGCUAACGUCCAUGGUGCCAACGCCACGGCCUACAAGCAGCCUCCGCUCGAUGGCUCGCUGACCGUCCCCGAGAUCUACGACUGGCACCUUCAGCAUAAUCCGGAUCACGUUGUCUUCGUGUAUGCCACCGAAGCCGGCGACCGGGCUGAGAUCACUUUCAAGCAAGGUGUUCAUGCGAUGCAUCGCGCAGGUCGCAUGUUGAUUGACCGCCUCUCCAACCGAGGUCUGGAGCCCAAACCCCAGGAGGCUCCGGUGAUCGCUAUAUUUGCAGCCACAGACACCAUCACCUACUUCGCUACAUGGAUUGGUCUCGUUCGAGCCGGAUAUGUGGUUUGCCAUCUCUCGCACCGUAACUCCGCCGUCGCCGUCGCCGAUCUCCUCCAGAAGGUGAACACGGCGCAUGUUCUCGUCUCCAGCGAGCCGCGCAUACAGGCUGUAGUUCGCGAGGCUCUCGACACGAUCCACGACCCGCACAAGACUUACUCGAACUUCGUUUCCGAGAUGCCAGCUCAUCAAGACAUUUUCAUAGCUGGGGACGAUUAUUUGCUUCCGAGAAGAGAGCUCCGCAUGAAUUCUCCUGCCUUCUUCAUUCACUCGUCAGGCUCGACGGCAUUCCCAAAGCCCCUGGUCUGGACGCACGAUACAUGGAUCACACUGGCGAAUCCCAUCUUAUCCUCACAUACCGACUUAUGCGGCGAGAUAUUGGGCUGUCAAGCGGUACCGAUGUUCCAUGCCAUGGGGAUAUUCACCACGAUGUUAGUUGCAGGCUGCGGAAUGACUGUCGCGGCUUUUAAGCCUCAAACCCCCGCUAUCGCCGUUACGCCCGAGUCAACGUUUGAGAGCAUUAUCAACACGGGCUGCACAUACACCUUGAGCGCGCCAUAUAUUGUGGAGACCUGGGCGCGCGAUCCGUCUAAGAUCACGGCUUUGAAGGGGUUGAAGGGUGUGAUGAGUGGAGGUGGACCAUUUGACAAGGGUUUGGGCGACCUCCUGGUAGACCACGGACUCAAUAUCUACAAUAUAUACGGUUCGAGCGAAACGGGCCUGCAGGUGCCGCUCAUUUCAGCACCUGCUGGGAAGGAUUGGGACUAUCUUCCCAUCAUUCCGACAUGUCAACCCGAGUUCGUUCCACACGGUGAUGGCACAUACGAGCUUAUCUUGGUGAAAUGCAAGACGAGCAUACCACUCGUACUGAAUACGAAGUGGAACGGCACCGAUGCGUAUGCCACUAACGAUCUGCUUGUUCCUCAUCCGACAAAGGAGGGACACUGGAAAAUAGUCGGAAGAGCUGAUGAUCAGAUCAUGCUCUCCACCGGCGAGAAGACAAAUCCCGGGCCCUUAGAGGCCAUUCUACGUAAAGAUCCCCGCAUCCAGAUUGCCCUCAUGUUUGGGCGUGGUCGCUUCCAAAACGGGGUAAUUAUCUUGCCGAAGCCCGAGCAUUCCUUCGACCCCGCAAAUCAAGAGCUUCUGAUAGCCUUCCGUAACGCCAUCUGGCCGACUGUGGAGCAGAUGAAUGCUUACGCGCCACAGCAUUCACGUCUGUUCAAAGAGAUGAUACUUGUGGCGUCACCGGAUAAACCAUUCCUGUACACGCCUAAAGGGUCGAUCCGCCGUCAAGCAACUCUGAACGAAUACGAGGCUGAAAUAGAGGCUCUGUACACGUCGAUCGAAGAAUCCAGCCAGUCAGACAUCGCUGCCCCGACCGAAUGGAACUCCGAGUCUACCCUGGAUUUCGUCAGGAAGACCGUGCACACGGUGCUUAAAGCGGCUAUCACAGAUGAGGAUGACCUGUUCCAGUACGGAUGUGAUAGUCUGCAAGCAACAUGGAUUAGGAACACCGUUGCCCGCGCCCUGCGCGAUUCCGGCGAAGUGACCGCGCCGCCCUUCGACCUCGUCUACGUGUAUCCCACGAUUUCGUCACUCGCGAAAUUCGUUAUGGAAAUAGAUUCUUCCGUCGACAACGCGGGUACCACUCAGGCACGCAAGACGGACGAGAUGCUCGCGCUUGUGGACAAAUACUUGCUUGAUUUGCCCGCACACAGCGGCACUUAUGUCUACGACCCGAACUCCGGCGGUUACGUUGUGCUCCUGACUGGAACGACCGGCGGACUCGGCUCCAGCAUAUUGGCCGGCCUCCUUGCUUCUCCCAGAGUGCGGAAGGUGUACGCACCGAACAGGCGUUCAUCAAAAGGCCGUUCCCUCAAGGAGCGACAGAAGGAUGCUUUCGUAGCCCGUGGGCUGGAUGAAGGUCUGCUUGAGUCACCAAGGCUUAUUCUCCUCGAGAGCGACUUUGCGUCGCCCGAACUGGGCUUGGAUGCUGCGACUUUCCGGGAGAUGCACGACUCCGUCACCACGAUCAUCCACAAUGCUUAUCCGGUCAACUUCAACCUCUCUCUUGCUUCAUUCGAGCCUCAGAUAGCGAUCGUCCGCCGAUUCGUAGAUUUUGCUUUGACAUCUCGCCUCGCAACGCCCCCUUCGAUUGUCUUUACCAGUAGCGUCUCCACAUUGCGGAAUUUGCCGCUGGACCAACCCGCCGAGGAGAUCAUUUUUGAGAACCCGGCGUCUGCGCUUGGCGCUGGUUACAGCGAGAGUAAAUGGGUGGCAGAGAUGAUUUUGUCCAAGGCAGCAUCCGUCAUUCCUGCUUUGCACACUACAGUGGUCCGUGUCGGUCAGCUCAGUGGCGGCAAGACUGGUGAUUGGAAUGCUGCCGAGUGGUUCCCGUCGUUGGUGGCUUCUGGCGUUGUCGUGAAAUGCUUGCCGGACAUAGAUACAGUCGCUGCUUGGGUGCCCCUUGAUAUCGCUGCAUCCGCCAUGGUGGAGAUCUCGCUCAAUCACGAGGACAGCGUACCUCCACUUGUGCAUCUGGCGCACCCUCAUCCCGUAACAUGGUCCUCGAUAGUGGGCUAUAUCGCCGAACAGCUCGGAGUGCCUUUGGUCACCUACGCAGACUGGCUACAGGCGCUCGACAACGAUUUGAAGGACAAGUCGCAAUCAGAGGUUGAACAUAUGCAAGCGAACCCCGCUCUACGACUUCUUUCCUUCUACAAAGGCGCAAGUGCCAUAUCUGGCGCUCCUAAGGACAACGCGCACGAGGCGAUGGGCAUGCCGUUGAUGGCUACGGAGAAGGCGAGGGCAGCCGCACGCUUCCUGAACGAAUUGGCCCCUCUUGCUCCCAGCGACAUCGACAAGUGGCUUGCAUAUUGGCGACGAGUGGGAGCCUUGCCGGGUUAG
This is a messenger RNA of Punctularia strigosozonata HHB-11173 SS5, 3252 nucleotides long. Its product is annotated as acetyl-CoA synthetase-like protein. Gene Ontology annotation, molecular function: phosphopantetheine binding. The record is from RefSeq and is a predicted model, not a curated record. The transcript has 17 exons. NCBI's taxonomy places the organism in Eukaryota, Fungi, Basidiomycota, Agaricomycetes, Corticiales, Punctulariaceae. The coding region runs from base 1 to 3252 and encodes 1083 amino acids.